This is a messenger RNA of Trematosphaeria pertusa, 1050 nucleotides long. RefSeq lists its product as uncharacterized. NCBI's taxonomy places the organism in Eukaryota, Fungi, Ascomycota, Dothideomycetes, Pleosporales, Trematosphaeriaceae. The record is from RefSeq and is a predicted model, not a curated record. The coding region runs from base 1 to 1050 and encodes 349 amino acids. The transcript has 2 exons.
AUGCGCACAAAAGCCGAAGUCAUACGGGAACAUUAUGGGGUGGUUCCCAAUAUGAUGGAGGUCUUGACGACCAGGCAUUCCUCUCUUAUGCAGUACAUCGAACCGCCGCUUGACCAGUGGACUACUCUCAAACUUCCGUACGAAGCUCCGGAGCACCCUGGUAUACCCUCAAUGGACGAAAUCGAAAGGGCAUUGCAAGAUAACAGAAUUAGCGCCCGUCAUGGGCUCCGUCCCGUAUGCAGGGUGGGCAAAUGCGUCGUCAAAAUAGCCGACCGAAAUAUCUUACAGGAAGCAGAGAUGUUGCUAUAUCUACAGGAACAUUCCAAAGUCCGGGCGCCCAAGCUGUAUGCCGCGUUUAUCAACCCCACAAACGACCUCUGCUAUAUGGUCAUGGAAUUUAUAGAGGGCGAUACGUUGGACAUGGACAAAUGGUUAGCUCUAGACGACGAGGCGCAGACGAUCAUUUGCUCAAAACUUUCGGAGCAACUCAAACUACUCCGGUCUAUUCCCUGUGAAGGCGAAGGAUACUAUGGCCGGGUGUAUCGCCAAGGCUGGAGUCCCUUGUCUUUUCUACGUAUACGCUACAAAGAAAUGUUGGGCCCCUACAAUACCUUUGACGAUUUUAUCUCGGCUAUGUAUGUUUGUACUGAGCAUGACUUGGCAACUCAAAACCUCGCUGAUGAGUUUUUCCCUGAGGAGGUCGAGUUUCUAUCAAAGUUCAAACAUGUCUUAGGUAAAACCAGAGGCUUCAAGCCUGUACUUACUUUCUUGGACCUGAAGUGGGACAAUUUAAUCGUUCGGCCAAUUAAGGGGGAAGAUGGAGAGGCAAUCAAGGACUGGGAAAUUACUCUGAUUGAUUGGCAUGACUGUGGUUGGCUACCAGCCUUUAUGCAAUUCGCCGCAUUGGAAGCUCGUAUCAUGUUAUUUGGGGAGGAUGAUGCGAAGUUCCGUCAGAGAGUAUAUGCGAACUUUGAAGAGGCGUAUACAUAUACAGAGGAGUUGAAAUUUUUGGAGGACGGUCGCUACCAUGCGAACUACACAUUUAUCUAA